This is a messenger RNA of Phalacrocorax carbo (great cormorant), 7994 nucleotides long. NCBI's taxonomy places the organism in Eukaryota, Metazoa, Chordata, Aves, Suliformes, Phalacrocoracidae. The record is from RefSeq and is a predicted model, not a curated record.
GGCAGCAGCAGCAGCGACGGCGGCCGCCGCCGGGGGAAGGCGGCGGGUCGGUGCUGGGAGCGGCAUGGGGCGGCCGCGGGAGGGAGGUCGAUUGUGAGGAGCUGAGCACCCUCCCUUCCCUCCCCUCUGAUUGGAUUCCUUGUAAAUGAAGCUCACUCGCUCCCUGAAGACCAGACCUCACUGAUGACUGGCAAGCAAAGAGUACCCAGAAAAGCACUUUUACCACGGACUCCACUUCAGGAACAAAAGUAAAAUCUGUGCCCCUUCCGUGCAGACCCGAUGUCUACUGCAAUGGAUACGGAAUCGACAUAUUCGGGAUACUCCCACUACUCAGGUCACUCCAAAAAAGCCCAUAGACAAGGGAGUCGGGACAGGCACAAAUCACCGCGAAGCAAAGAUGGCAGUCGGUCUGAGAAGUCCGUCACUAUCCAGACACCUCCUGCAGAGCCGCUGCUUGGGAAUGAUGCCUCUCGGGCAGAGGAGGGACAGGAUGACAACUGGGGUGAGACCACGACAGCAAUCACAGGCACCUCUGAGCACAGCAUUUCCCAGGAGGACAUUGCCCGGAUCAGUAAGGAUCUGGAGGACAGUGUUGGGUUGGACUGCAAACGUUACCUGGGCUUAACAGUGGCAGCUGUUCUCGGACUCCUUGUCUUCCUUACCCCCAUCGCCUUCAUUCUGUUACCCCAGAUCCUGUGGCGGGAUGAUCUGGAGCCGUGUGGUACUGUCUGUGAGGGACUGUUCAUCUCUGUGGCAUUUAAACUCCUCAUUCUUCUGAUUGGGACCUGGGCUCUGUUUUUCCGCCAGCCUAAGGCAGAUAUACCAAGGGUGUUUGUGUUUCGGGCCCUUCUGUUGGUCCUUAUAUUCCUGUUUGUGUUUUCCUACUGGCUUUUUUAUGGCGUUCGCAUCUUGGACUCAAAGGACACCAACUACCAAGGAAUAGUGCAGUACGCGGUGUCUCUGGUGGAUGCUCUGCUCUUCAUUCACUACCUGGCCAUUGUGCUGCUGGAGCUGCGGCAGCUGCAGCCCAUGUUCACUGUCAAAGUAGUUCGGUCAACGGAUGGAGAGUCACGAUACUACAGCUUGGGGCACUUGAGCAUCCAGCGAGCUGCACUGGUGGUCCUGGAAAAUUACUACAAAGACUUCACAGUCUACAACCCAGCUUUGUUAACAGCCUCCAAAUCCCGUGCAGCCAAGCACAUGGCUGGCCUGAAAGUCUACAAUGUUGAUGGCCCAGGUAACAACGCGUCGGGGCAGUCCCGUGCCAUGAUUGCAGCCGCUGCCCGUCGUAGGGACUCCAGUCACAACGAGCUCUACUACGAAGAGGCCGACCAUGAGCGCCGAGUGAAAAAACGCCGUGCAAGGCUUGUGGUUGCAGUAGAGGAGGCUUUCACUCACAUAAAACGCCUCCAGGCAGAGGAACAACAGAAAGCUCCAGGAGAGAUGAUGGACCCCCGAGAAGCAGCCCAGGCAAUCUUCCCCUCCAUGGCAAGAGCUCUGCAGAAGUACCUUCGCACCACCCGCCAGCAACAGUACCACAGCAUGGAGAGCAUCUUGCAACACUUGUCGUUCUGCAUCACCAAUAACAUGACGCCAAAGGCAUUCCUGGAGCGUUACCUUAACCCAGGCCCAACCCUGCAGUAUGACAGGGAUCGCUGGUUCUCCAAGCAAUGGACACUUGUCAGCGAGGAAGCGGUCACAAGCGGGUUACAAGAUGGCACUGUUUUUGUCCUCAAGUGCUUGGACUUCAGCCUUGUUGUUAAUGUGAAGAAAAUCCCCUUCAUCAAACUCUCGGAAGAGUUCAUAGACCCUAAAUCUCAUAAAUUUGUCCUCCGCUUACAGUCUGAGACUUCAGUCUAAGGAAUUUUUAGGGUGGGUUGUUUGGGGACUUUUUUUUUCAAUAUUGUGCUUUUGGGUUUAAUUUCCCCAAUGCUGACUGAAGCUGGCAGAUGAUGGACCAGUAAUAUUUGACCAUCUGCACUUUAUUUGGAAAGGGGAGGGGGGAGUUGGGAUAUCUUAUCUAGAAAGAAAUAUCUUAAGAGGCGACAGGGUGAUUUGGCUCGGUUAGCUCAGCCUUGGAGACAGAACAGACUUUUUUUUUUUCCCCUCCCUCUCCCCACCCCUCUUCCAGGCAUACUGUAAAUCUCACGCUCUCUUUCUCUGCACGAUUGCAACGUUGGUAUUUUUGCUGGAGCGUUGCCUUAUGCCAGUGCACGUGCCUGCGCUUUUGUGUCUCUGCUUUUGCUACCUGUAGCUGUUUCUGAGACUGCGUUGCUCACCUCUCCACUCUAGAAACCUGCUUGCACAGGGCUGGGGGAAGGAGGCGGUUGCAGUCCCUUUUCACUCUGGGAGGAGAGGGUAUCAAAGGGUGGGUGUGAGAGGGCUGCUUCUGUGAACCACCUAGUCUGGACACUGAAGACUUACUCUUUUCCUCUUCUCCAUGUGCCCUCUUCUCUCGGUGCUGGACCUGUAUGAGCAUAGUGGGAUGCUUUUGCUCUCUGUCUCUGAAGUUGCUUAUCUUGAACUGGAUCUGCCCAUCUUGCAGCUCUUUGGUGGUUGGUUUGUGUUUUUUUGGAUUGGUUGGGAUUUUUUUGUUUGGUUUGGUUUUGUGUUUUUUUUUUUCCUUUGACCAUUGCUUCUUAGGGAAACUGUUCUGUGUGAUACAGCUCCCUGUUAUCUCUCACCUCCUUCCUUCUCUCCUGCUUGCCUGCAUCUGUGUCAGGCACACCCAAGGGUCCCCAUUUCUGUCCCUUCUGUCUGGCUUUCCAAAUGUGUUUGUCCAGCCAUGGUCCCCUCAGGGUCUGCCUUACCGCCACUUCCUUUUGCACCUGCAAGGGCUGCGUAUUUGCACUGGGACAGGGCAGGCAAGUAGUUGACGACUCCUCAGAUAAAUCACGGACCCUCCCUGUGUCUGACAGCCUCUUUGAGGGGAAGGGGGGUGCAGGCAGGAAUGUGCCCUCCCUCUCCAGCCGACUUCAGGUGCACCUGGAGGAAAGAUGGGCAAAAGUGCUUCCCUCCUUGAGGAGAGGAUCCAGGGAAGGGCUGACCUCUGCCACAUGCACUUGCUUUGGAGAACUGCUGUGCCCUGGAAACACUGCAGUGUGUCCUUCCCCACUGUACGCCUUCAGCUAUAGCUAAGAAAUACCAAACUAUGUCUGAAUGUUGAAAAUCUGCCUGCCUUUCUUGGCCUUUCUGAACUGCAAGAGUUUCUGCUCAAUGUUGGGAUCUGCUCCUGUGAGAGAUGUGUAGCUCUUAAACUGCAGUUUGGUUUGUAAGGCUGCCUUUGCCCAUCAGCACAGCUUUCGUCUGUGGCUUUUGUCACGUGAGACUUACGGAGUUUUGAAAGGUUUGCUUUUAUCAAUAAGCCUAAACUGGUGUCGGAAGCCUGAUUACCAGCACAGGGUGUCGUGUGAUUCUAGAGUCAGCUCUGAAGCUGGCAGUGACCUGCCUUCAGUCAAGUCCCUCCAAGGCCCCCCCAGCUCUGUGGCGUUGGAUUUGCAUGUGUGAACACAAACGCUCGAUUCAUUCUGCCCAGUCUUUUGCCGUGCAAAUAUCUCUAUCAGGCAGGAGCUGACCUGCCCUCCAUACGGAUGUCUUAAUAUGGAGAGCCCCAGUUCAGCAAGGUCUGUAAGCCAGUGCCUUUCACUGCCAGGGUGCAUCAUCAUCCUAGGGGGCCUGUGACAACCCUUCCCAUCCCCUUUGGCCUUCCCCGGGCCUCCCCUGGGCUCCUUCACCAGCUCGUGGGGCUGCCUCCCGCUCCCACCAGUGCGAGAUGGCCCAGCUGAAGUGGGUCUCUGCCAGUCCUGCAUGGCAUGGCUCAUGCGGACUGCCCAGUGCCUAUCACGAGCCGGUGGCAGGGAGCAGAUGCCUUAAGCAGGAGGGUCCAGCCUCUUCCAGCUUCGGCAGCAAUGAAGCUGCGUGGUCAGCAGCACCUGCAGGUAGUCCUCUUGGGAUCAAGGAAGCAUCCUGCUAAGUGAGGGUCCGAAGGGGUGAUUCCCCAUCCAAGUGAUACUUACAGUCUCCUGCACCUUUCCUACAAGUGCACGGUAGUCACCUGUAUCCUGUCUUCUCCAUGUAACGUGCCAGACAUGGUUGCGGAGAAACCAGAUGGUGCAGUACAUGAUGGGAUCAAGCCCAUGUCCCUUAGAAGAUAGGAAGUAGGUAGAGUUUUCCCUUCUCUAAAGUCAGUGUUUGGGUUUCUUUCUAGGUCAGGCUUUCUGGUAGUCUGUGUGGGGACUGCUUUAUUGACUGUGGCCUUCACAAUAUUUUAUUUUGAAAAAACCCGAUUUUUUUAUUCCCUCCUUAAAAAAAAAAAUUAAAGGGAGUGUGUAGUAUCUCACACUUGGCUCUCCUAAAGAUGAGCAUAUCUGGUUUUUAUGAUGUGCAUAACCAGCAAGGUGGGAAAGACGGAGUAGCUUGGGAGACUAUGGAGCACUUAUGCCUGUGUGGAGACUACUGCCUGUGGCUGAAUUGGCUCAUUUCUGUGAAGCCAGAACAAGAACCACCUUGCCAGAGGCUUGGGUGUGCCAUGUGCGUGAGAGCACCUUGUCUCAGGCUCCUCUGCAAAACUUUCUUACUUUCCCAGGAUUUCCUUCCCCUUUCCUUUUCCCUCCCCCGCAAAGGGGAUUGUCUGACAGUAUCUGCUCAGGAAACUCAUGUCUUAAUUGCAUUAAAUCCUUGAACACAUGGAGAAACAGACGGAAGGAGCGCAUGUUUGCUCUGGGUCUGCUUCCUCAUCUGUGUGCUGUGGUUCAGCGCCGCCUUUUCUGCCUGCUGCCUGAAAGGACACUGUCAACAGGGACCAACUCCUGCAUUAAAUGCUCUUCCGUGUGUCAGCAGCGUGAGUGCUUUGCCUGAUGAAAUCUGAAGGAGAGGACUUGGCCUCGUAAAUGGUCUCUUUACAGAUGUAACCUGCUAUGGGGUGAGGACAGAAUAAAAGGGGAAUCGGGACUCCUGAGUAUUCCCUGUUGUGGUUUCUUAGUGGCAUUUUGUUUUUCAGGGUCUCUUGUUUCCCCUCUCUGUGCAGAAUCAGGGGACCACUGUCAUACCUACCUCAGUGGGGUGCUGUGAGGCUAAACUGAACUUGUCAUCAAGUGCUUUGAGAUCCACAGGUGGAUCUGUGGCAUCAGUAGGAAUUCAGACUCUGUAAGAAUACUGAGUGGUGAGAGCAGACUCUUUUUUUAAACUCUGUGUAUAGCCAGGUAAUGAGUAAGAUUCGAGUCACAGGGAAUGAAACUGAUCCUGCAGUCCUUCUUGCAGGGCUUGCCAAAAGCUGAGCAUAGAUAAGGCUAGUAUGGUUUGCCAGCCAAGCGCAGGCUGUUUUUCUCCAAAUGCCUCUCCUGUCCUGCGUUGCCUCCUUGCACAUAUUCUCCCUUCUCUCUCCCAGCCUGGAUGCUAGUACUGUGGCUGGGAAUUGGUUGGGUUUUUUUUUAAUUCAAGUAGUUUAUAAGACAACCCUGUUCGUGGUGAAGUGGACAAUGUUCCUUGCACUGGACAUGCUUCACUGAAGGCCGAACCAUUUGAUAGGGUGCUGUGUUGCCCCACUCCUCUCUACGAUGUUGGUGUUCUUCCUGUGACUCUCAUGUAUGCUGCUCAGAUACUUUAAGGGCUUUGGUUUUGCCUUCAGGCUUGUUACAGCCUAAAUCCAAAACUGUGCUGAGAUCUUCCAAAACCAGAUGCAGCUAAGACUUCCAGCUGUUCUGGAGCAGAUGGAAGUGGCUAUGGGUUUCCACAAAGGCUGGCUUUCUCUUUCGUGGCUAAAGAGUGAAAGAUUCAGAUUUGUUGCAGCUUCUAGGAGUGCAGGGGCAGAUACUAGACCCCUAAUACCCUGUCGGUCCUGUAACUAGGCUUGGGCAAAGGUUGUCAGCGCAUCUGUUAGCCUCUCAUUGCCAUGUGGCUGCAGCCAUUCUUAUAUAGGCUCUGUGGGGCUGCCCCAGGUCUCAGACUCCUUUCCCACUCUCAGAAGCGUAAGCAUCUUACAACUCCCCUCCAUGGCAUACCAGUCCCUCACCAAGCCCCUGUGGUCAGCUUGGGGAGGUGGGAGGGCUGCUUGCACCUACCGGUUUUCACUCUGCAGAGGGGAGACGUUGCCACCUGCACACCCCUGUAGGCAGCAGGGCAGCCGGGGUGGGAUGCACUGUGCACGGAAGGGUGGCGUGAUGCAGCUCGCAGAGAAAGGUCAGCUCCUGCCUCUAGGGUUGUCCUGGGUGUCUUCAAGAGCAAUCCUGAAGGGGAAUGUUGAAGAGAGGGGCAGACCUGAUUUCAGCCUCUGCCAGCUAUUCCUCUGCCUCUAAAAAUUUUUCCUGCCAGCAAAUUCAGUCAUUACACAUCAGGCUCUCGUCCUCCCCUCCCUGUGUUUUUCCCAAAAUUCCCUAGUGAGGCAGAACAAGUAUCCACUGGGAUGGGAGGUGCUGGGGCUGCAGCUUGGAGCUUGGGGGCAGCUCAUGAUAAGGCACAGCUUUGGGGGAGGCCUGAACAAAUGCCAGCCCUCAUGGAGCCUCUCAACCUUUUCCUUUGGGAUGGGGAUCUCCACGCAAAGCCUCAGGAACUGGCUGUUGCCAAGUAUGCCAGAAGCUGCAGGGAAGCAGUUUCUGAAGCUGGCCCUGCAUAAGUAGCUUUUAAAAGUUUUGAGAUGUGCUUGUUUCCAACACUUGCUACUCAAGAAACUAGAAGGAUCCAUACUGUGCUAAACGUGGAAACCUAUUCAAGCCAGUUUCAUCUUGCUUACCAAAGCUAGUAAAUCUGCCUGUUUCAAAGGUAGAACAAAAGUCUUGCAGUCUUCUGCAAAAAUACUGUAGUCUGGUCCCAGACUCUGCUAUUAAGUUGCGCUCAGUUCUGCCCUGCUGUAUGAGAGCUGUUCACGAGAUGUGUGUGCAGAUGUCUGGUUUUUCAUUCAGCUUGUGUGUUUGUGUGCUUUUUCCCUUAUAGGUGUGUGCAUUAUACAUGUAUAAAGCCUCAAGCCGGGCUUGGUGGUUCAGUGUUUAAACUGUGUUAAGAAGGAAGCGCUCUUGGGAUCAAGCUGUUGGUUUUUGUUUUUGUUUUUUUAAUUUAACUUCCCCCAAAACCCCAAAUUUCUGUUCUCCUAAAGGAGGUGGCUUUGGGCCAUGAAGCCUCCUACAGGAAUGUGCAUCCUGCUGCGUAUUCAGGCUGCUGCCUCUGAUAGAUGAUGACCAAAAGUUGCCAUUCCUGACAGCUGCUCUGUGACUGGUGCGGAUCGCUUUGCGAUACUCCCGAGCCAGGUCCCCGCAGCGCCAGCAGUACAGCUGGUGUUAUCUGCCUCUCUGCAUCCCUCCAAGAGACUGCAUUUUUAUCCCUGCGACAUACCGAAGCCCUGUGGGCAGCAGGCAGCCAGCCCUGCCCUAUGUGUGCUCUGCCCAGAGAGGGAUCCUUCCCUCUGGCUGCUUCCUGGCCACCUCUCACCAGCGCUACCGAUGCUUGGGGGCAUCUCCUGCGUGCAAUGGGGGGGAUGCUGUGGCUCGCUCGCUACCUGCACAGAUGUAACUGUGAAGGAAUCUUACACUCUUCUGUGCCUGUUUCUUCAAUUCAGCAUUAUCGUGUCUUGGGGAAGGGUGUGGGAGCGAAUGCCCUUCCCUCUCCCUCUUUUGAUCACUGUGUAAUACUCUUUUUCUACACAAACUCUGUAUAGUAAGGUGGGUUUUGCCAAGGUUUUCUAAUUAAUAGACACUAACCAGCAUUUCUUUCUCUUUCUGGGUUUUUUUUUUUCCCCCCCUCCUCUUUGCACAUGUGACUUUAACUGCAAUGGUACAUGGUCUCUCUGUUCUUUUCUGAUCGUGAACUUAAGUAAGCAAAUUCCUGGUGUCCGUGACAUUAAUGCACUGUGGGUCUAGCCUAGUAAAUUGUUCUGUUCCAAGCUGGGUUCUCUUAAGUUAUAGCUGGAUGGGGUUUUGUUGUUUUUAAACUGAAACAUAAAACCGUUUUACACUUUGCAUAUUUUGUACAGUAAAAUUCUGGAAAUAAACUGAAACCAGAUUCGA